AUGGGUUCGCAAACGUUAAAAAUCCUGCGACAGGGUGUGCUGGCCAGCUUAACCGGUGGCUGGUACUAUGACGUGCAUCAGAAUGUGUUCUGCAAUGCCGUCCAUCUGUAUAUCUGGCUGUUUUUGUUGUUCCUUCCGUUCAUCAUUUAUAUGUACUUCCCGACCACCGUAGCUGUAUGGAGCAUUUACUGUGUGCUGAUCGCGAUCAUCAUCACGUUCUUCAAGAUGGUGAACGUAGCGCUACAUCGCAUGUACGAUCGGGCACGUACGCUUUCGGAAACGAACCUGAAGAAACCGGGAAGCGCGAAUUCGAAAGCAGCACGCGAAGUGGACACAGGAAUUGGCAUCGGCGGAGGUGGCUCGGGUGACGAUGAACCCGGCAUUGAAAUGCAAAUCCUUGGCACGGUGGAAGUUGUGGGCGGUACGCCACCAGUGAAUGUAUCGUCCCGUACGUCGGUCGAACAUCACAGCGACGAAAACAGCUACGCCAACAGUGCAAUGUCGAUUGACUACCAGGAGGUGACCAGUACGAUCGACCUAAAGGUGGACGUACAUCGCAAGAACAGCUCCGAAUCGAGCGAUAGUGGACUGAGCGGGGCAGCUGCGAGCGCGGCGGGCGGUGCUGGUAGUGGUGCGGGUGGUACCGGUAGUGGAACUACCGGUCUAGGAGCUGUUGUUGCGUCUGCGGCUUGUAGUGACGCUUGCUUUCGAAGCGAUCGCAUCGCGGAGGCAAACAACGAAACACCAUUCGGUGCACCAGUCGUACGAUACGGUGGACCGGUGCAAACGCACACGGCGGAAGUGUGCAGUACCGGUACGCACAAGCGUUCCCUUUCCACGCCCAACCAGGAUCGGUUUUCCGAGCUGGUGCUCGAAACGGUGAUGCGCGAAAUGACCCGUGAAUUUGGCGAUUUACCAUUGGCAGCAGGAGGUACGAGCAGUAGUGGUGGGACUGGUGGAGUAAGCAAUGCGAAGGGUGAGGCUGGACCGCGGAUGGCCGGUGCACAAUCGAACGCAUCGUUACGACGGCAUCAGUACAAAUCAAAGCGGAAACAGCGGUUCAUGAACAGCCAGCUACAGCGCCAAAUAUCGCUCGAUUCGGAAAAGCUGAAUGGCAGCAACGUGUUUGCGGAUGAGCAAACUGAUGGGGCGCAUGGUGGCGGGGGAGAAAUGGCCGAAGGUACGCGCAAUCGUCGCAGGCCGGGUGGCAGUGGGAACGCUGUCGGAGCAGAGGGAGGAGGAAUGCAGCUCCAGCGGCACCUUAGCUCGGAUGAUCAAAACAACAAAUCGGUCGGUUCGUUGUUUCACCAUCAGCUACACCAUCAUCACCAUCACCAUCACCAUCACCAUAUGCUGGCAUUACAGAACCUCGAUCCGGAUCUGUACAUGGACCAUAACUACACGAAAUCGGCCGUACAGCUUGCGAUAGCGGAUACGGGCAGUGGGAACGAUUCGUCGAACAAAAUCACCUACCUCCUGCAUCAAACCACUCCAAUUAGGCGGGAUUCCAGCAGUACCAUGUCGGCGUUACAGCUACCGACGAUUGCGAGCAGUAGCAGUGGCCCCGUUGGUGGUGGUUCCAUCGUUGGCGGUGUGUCCGGUGAGGGAGUAGGCUCGGUUGGUUUGGGGACGGGAGGCGAACGGACGGUUAGCAGGGGUGGUAAUAAUUCGUCCGGCAAGCGACGCCGACACUCGAACACUACGAACACCACCAGCGGUAAUGGUACCGGAAGACCACUGCCACGAUCACUCACAUCCGUAAGGAGGAUAAAAAGUGCCGCACUGGAAACGUGCAGUCCCGCCUCGAUACCGAACCUUACACCAACACACCCGAACAGUGUGGAGGUGAUCGGUGGCCAAACGCUGCGCAAUCCCCGGCACACUGUGUUACCACCGCCCAGCAAGUGCUUGUCGCGCAAUCCGUACCUGAAUUUGUUUACUAAAUCAAACGAGGGCAGCAGUGGAACGGGGCUGGUGGAUGUGUGCGGUGGCGGUAGCUCGUCCGGCUUCAUGGUGACCGGUUGUGAUGGGGUUGCUGCCUUCGAAUCGGUGCUACCCGGCGCCACAAACGCGGGCAGCGAACCGGUCUAUCCGAUCGCGGAACAAUCGGAUGAAAGUACGCCGGUAAAGAGUACAGCGUCUCGGUUGUUGGCGCGUGAUGAAAACACACCACCGGUACAACGAUUUGAUCUGCAUUCCGAUUCGGACGAAGGCGAUGGGCUGGAGGAUGACGAAGAUGACGAUGUGGAGGACGACGGGGAUGAGGAGGAGGAGGAAGACGAGGAGGAGGACGAGGAUGUUGAGGAAGACGAAGAGAACCUCGGUCGCGAGAUGGAUCGAGAGGAUUGUGUGAGUCGGCCGGAUGAUAGAGCGACUCAGAGGGGGGAUGACAAUUAUUAUGCAGCGGAAGAACUGAAAAAGAACGAACGGAUAGGUGAUAGCGAAGAAGAUCUCACAUUGCACGACCAGUUAAGGCGAUUGCAUCACCAACAGCAGCAACAACAAAGAGUUCCAGAGACGGAGCCGGCUGUGGUUCAUGAUGUAGUUGCAGGGGAGGCCGGCACCGGUGUCGUAUCGGACAUGGAACAUCCCGAUAGUGGGCUGCAGUCGACCGAUUCCGACACGGAAACGAAUGCCGGUUCACGAUCGCCGCUGCUGGAACCGCGUACACAUCGAACAAAUUCUGAGCAGCAGGUCGGUACGGCCACGAUUGUGGAAGCGAAAAAUCCUGCCUGCUGUGCCAUAGUGCCUCCUAAAAUGAUCGGCAGCGAGGUGAAGAAGACAUCCUCGAGUCCAACGAUUAGCUGUAGCGAUAGUAGUACCACCACCAUGCACCACGUACACCACCAUCACAUACUGCGCUCACCGCUCAAAGCGUUCGAGGAAACGGGAUGCCUUUCAUCGAGCGACUGGGAGCAAGCGAGUGCUAGCUCGAAAGAUCUGCUAAUUACCAAGGAAGCUAGUAUCACGUCGAAAGAUGGAAUCGCAGGAGGAACAGCACUGAAGAAGGCCGUUACCGGAAGCGAAUCUGAUCCACAGAUUCCUGGCUCGAGUGGAGCAACGGCAGCAAGAUCGAAGGCAAAAGAUGAAUCCAACAUAGCCAGUGCUUCGACUGCAACGGAGGCGGCAAGCGGGUCCUCCCUAUCGGUGUCACAACUACAACAGCAGCGAAACUUAGGAGCCAUACCGAAAACAUCACCACCGGGUCGGAGUGCUAGCGUUCGGCGGCUGAGCGUGGAGGAAAACUUUCCUACCACGAGUAGCAAAAUUUACAAUCGUUCCCUUUCCCAACGGCUGCUAGCCGAACGAAUACCGGAAAAUUCAACUGCCGCUCCACUGAUAACGUUUCUGAACUAUCGCUCGGAUGUGCCAAUACCUCCGAUCUAUCUGCCCGGGAACAGUGCACUGUCGGAGCAGCAAACGGCUAGCUUCACGUUUCGUCGACCCGCACCAUUACCGGCACGUCCCUACCGUCAGCUAAACUGUCGUUUGCGGAUGCUCAAAUCGGAUGGAGCAGGAAGCGAUAGUGGCGCUGGAACAUCGUCAUCAAUGACACAAGCAGCAGGUGUAUCAUCUUCGUCCGGUGCCGGAUCGACCGGUACGGGUGGUGAUUAUUGGCGGGACGAUGAUAAUAACAACUGCAACUACUGCCUAGAUGCACUCGAAAACCCUCAAACACGGUUGCAAUCGCUGGCAUCGACGUCUACGGCUUCCGGUGGAGGUAAUUUCGCUGCUGGGUAUUCCGGUGGUGCGCGUAGUAUCUGUCACGAUGCACUGAUGCCGGGAGCCGUUGGAGAGGUGCCUUUAAAUUUCUACGUCACGGACGACUCUGACCGCUGGUUGCGCUGUGCGGCAAAUGUGAUAAAGGAACGGUUCGGUGUACUGAACCAUCAUCUACAUGCGAACCCGUACAUACAUCACCAUCUUCAUCAUCAUCGAACGAUCAGCAUCAGUGGGCCAUCGACAAGUGGAACGGCGGGAGUGAUUGGAGCUAUGGGUAGUGGCGGCGUCGGCGGAACAAAUGGAUUGGCAUCGGGGGGCCCUACGGUUGGGACAAUCUCGUCCGCGGGCGAUGAUUUCAAUACGGCUUCGAUCAACUCGGGUAGCGGUAUCGCGGAUAAGACGAUCGUCGCAUCAACCGAUUGCAGUUUGUCGCGCGCGCAAAGUACAAUCGACGUAGUGCCACAUUCGAUGUUUGGGGAAUCUGGACCAAAGGUGCGUCCCAAGCGGUACUACAAGCUAUCGUUGCGGUUUCUGUGCUUCCGGGAGCAUCUGAACAUAUCGAUGAAUCGGUUACAGCUGUUGGCAUUGUUCGAUCGUGACACGAGCUGGGUACAGGUGGUACUAGCGAUCGCACUCUGUACGCUCGUUUCGCUGCUGGGAUCACUGGUGCUGUACCUGAAGUUCUACGAAGAUUUGUACGCCUUCCUGUUCUGCUUCGUUAUUGCCGGGAGUCAGUAUUCGCUGCUCAAGAGUGUCCAACCGGAUGCGGCGUCACCGAUACAUGGCUUCAACAAAACCGUAACGUACUCGCGCCCAAUCUACUUCUGUCUUUGCUGUGGACUUCUGUUGGGUGUACAUCAAUUACUGCGCGAAUACCAGCUCGGAUUGACGCACGAUAGCGUGGCUAUUGUGCUGUUUGGCUUUUCGAUCUCGAUCGUUGCGUUUUUGCAAUCGGCCCAGACCAUACUGGCGGUGGGGAUACUGUUCUUUCCUGUACUGUUCAGUCUGGGGCUAUUCCCGCAGAUCAAUACCUUCACAAUGUACUUCCUGGAGCAGAUCGACAUGCAUCUGUUUGGCAGUAACGCAUCGUGCAGUUUACUCGCCUCGUUUCUCUCCGUCGUACGAUCGAUCGUUGCCUGUACGCUGCUGUUUGGAUUAGUGUAUGGAGCGUUGUCCGAAACCGGAACCCAACACGUUCUGUUUUCGAUGUAUUGUGCGUUCCUGGUGACGGUAUCGUACCAUUUGUCGCGUUGUGCCAGCGAUUACACUUACAUCUGGGCGGUGAUCAAGUCGAGCCUGCUUACGCACUCGGAUUACGAUGAUUCUUCGAGUAAGGAAGACUCGAAGAUAUCGUCCGAUUCGUGCGACGAUGGAAAGGACGAUGGCCGACGACAUUCAAGCGGUGACGGAGGCGCCGAUGGUUCGGCCCGAUCGACCGAUGAGAUGAAUCGUGACUUCGACGAAGAAGCCGGUCGGGAUGCAGCUGCGAAAGAGCUGGAUGAUCCAUUGCCGCGCAAGCUGCAGGAUACGGUUACGGGUCGGUUGAAAAAUGAUGCCGUUGUGUGCGUGGUUCUGUCGUUGGCCAUGUUUAGCUUGCACUGCAGUACGGUGUUUACGGUGCUGCAGCCAGAAAUCAAUCACGUACUGCAUUCGGGUGCCUGUAUUCUUGGAUUUCUGAUGCAUUACAUUGUACCACAGCUGCGCAAACAUCUGCCGUGGCUGUGUAUUGCGAAACCGAUUCUAAAACCGGAAGAGUUUGGGUUGUUCGAGGUGCACAAGCUGUCGAAGAUCAUGUGGUUCGAGACGAUGUACGUGGUGCUGUGCUUCUUUGAGCGUAACAUUCUCUAUCCGCUCAUCUUCAUCAGCGCACUGACCGCUGAUUGUGGUCAGAUUGCGGACAAAUUUGGUCUCACGUUUGGUUCGAUCCUGAUCGUAAUGUGCAGUUUGAAAUGUGUACGCAAUGCAUAUUCUGACACUGGCAGCCAAUACAUUAUACUGAUAUUCACGGUGCUUUUCUUCCGCCUGGACUACAAACUGUCGAGCGAAACGUUCCUGUUGGACUAUUUUCUCAUUUCCAUCAUCUAUCGUAAGAUUGCAGAAUUUUUGUUAAAGCUUCAAUUUGUAGUUACGUACAUUGCUCCGUGGCAGAUAACGUGGGGUUCAGCGUUUCACGCCUUUGCCCAACCGUUCAGUGUACCACACUCAGCAAUGCUGUUUCUGCAGACGGCAAUCAGUGCAAUCCUAUCGACACCUCUUAAUCCAUUCCUUGGAAGUGCCAUAUUUCUCACCUCUUACGUACGUCCGAUUAAGUUCUGGGAGCGUGAUUACAAUACUCGUCGCAUCGAUCACUCAAACACACGGUUGAGCUCGCAGCUCGAGCGUGAUCUCGGUGCGGAUGAUAACAAUUUAAACAGUAUAUUCUACGAACACCUGACGCGAUCGCUGCAGCACUCACUUUGCGGUGAUCUGCUGAUGGGUCGCUGGGGAAACGUCAGCCAGGGAGAUUGCUUCGUGCUUGCCUCUGACUAUUUAAACUGCCUUGUACACAUUAUCGAGCUCGGCAAUGGACUGUGUACAUUUCAAAUGCGUGGACUCGAAUUUCGGGGCACCUACUGCCAGCAGCGGGAAGUGGAAGCAAUCUCGGAAGAGGUGGAAGACAAUAUUGGAUGCUGUUGUUGCGCGAUCGGCCAUCUGCCACGUAUGUUAAGUGCCAACGCAAUGUUUACGACACGCUGGUUAGCUUGGCAGGUAAUGGCGUCGAAGUACGUGCUGGAGGGCUACUCCAUCUCGGAUAACUCGGCCACUGCCACGAUGCAGGUGUUUGAGUUUCGCAAGGUGCUCAUAUCGUAUUAUGUGAAGAGUAUCAUCUAUUACACGUUACGAUCGCCAAAACUGAUGAGCUGGCUCCAGUCGCAGGCAAUUGAGGAAGCGCUCGAACACACAACCGACCGACAGUUUGUCGAUUUAGAUCCCGUGUUCAACAUCAAUCUAGACGACGACUACGAUUCGCGGGCAGCUGGCAUUACGCGUAGCAGUUUUUGGUGCGUGUAUGGCGAAUGGAUACAGUUUUGUAGCGACAAAAAACGUCAACAGCUGCAGGCGGCUCUUAAUGAGCGUACGCCAAGGAAAACCACGGGAGCUGCCAGAGCUGGCACUACAACUGGUGCCUCUGCUCCUGGUGAUAGUGCAGGUGGUAAUUGUUUUGUAUCUUCAUCAUCAAACGCUAACGUAACCAAAGCGGAUAGUAGUAGCGGUGCGCUUAAGGAUGGAAAAGCAUCUUCGGAAGCCACUGCUGCCACCAACACUGGUUCAACUGUAUUAGAUGGUUGGCUGGAGGCCGGAUCUACCGACGUUGGUACGAAUAAGGCGGAGUGUGGCGAAUCUAGUGGAACGAACGGGAACAAUAGGCCUGUGGGAGCGUCCUCGAAUGGAGCAUCCAGUGGUUCGCAUGCGAACGGUGCGGGUUCCUCGAAUAACGGUUCGAAUGGUUCUGCAAAUGGAGCGGCUUUUUUCAAAUCGACUCGCGAUUCAUUGGUGACUUCGCUAUGCAUGUCUUUGGCACUGUUGGCACGAAGAACUCUUGCGACCGCUAGCCACAGUUCGUCGUGUGGUGUGGAAUUCUUUCUCCACGGAUUGCAUGCAUUGUUUAAGGGCGAUUUUCGCAUCACUUGUCCCAGAGACGAGUGGGUAUUUGCCGAUAUGGAGCUGCUGCAUGGUGUUGUGGCUCCGGCCGUCCGAAUGUCUCUAAAGCUCCACCAAGAUCAUUUCCUCUGUCCGGACGAGUACGAUGAUUACAGCAAUCUGUAUAAUGCGAUCGAUUUCCACACCAAGGAACUGGUGAUAUCGCACGAAGCAGAUCCGUUGUGGCGUAAUGCGGUGCUCAGAGGAACACCCAAUUUGCUCGCCUUGCGUCAUGUUAUGGACGACGGUUCAGAUGAGUAUCGUGUGAUAAGACUUACGAAGCGUUUUCUUACCUUUCGUGUGAUCAAACUGAACCGGGAAUGUGUCCGUGGUUUGUGGGCUGGCCAGCAGCAGGAGCUCAUCUAUCUACGCAAUCGCAAUCCCGAACGGGGCAGCAUACAGAACGCGAAGCAGGCACUACGCAACAUCAUCAAUUCGUCGUGCGAUCAACCGAUCGGGUAUCCGAUCUACGUAUCACCGCUCACGACUUCAUAUGCGGAAACAAACGCACAGCUCUGCCGCAUAAUCGGUGGUGAAAUAACGCUGGAAAAAAUACAAUCCAUGCUGAUUCGGACCUGGAAACGUAUUCGGCAACGAUGCCGCGAAGGUUGCAGCAGUGGCAGUGCAAUUAUUGAGGGGGAAAUGACAGAGAUGCAGGGCGUGUACUGUAAUACGCCGACGCCAAAUAAUACGCUUUCCGGCACGGCAGGUACGCUGUCGUACGGCAGCCAAAACAUGUCCAUCUCGGGUGCUGUGGCGAAUCGUGGCAGUAUGGCGAGUAUUAAUAAACCGACCAGCUCGACACUGUUAGCUGGGUUUUUGAUACGCGAGCGGGACGCAGAACGGGAAGCGAUGGCAAUGGGUACGGUGGGUGUGCGCGAACGGAGCACGAUCGCUAAGCGCAACGUUGGAAGCACUAGCAAGGAUCGGAUCGAUUGGGGAGCGCUGCAGAUAAAUAAGCGAGACUCGUUCCGGGAAGUGUUGGCGGAGGCUGUCGCGGCGGCAUCGGGUGGAACCGGUGGUAGCGGGAACGAUAGUUCGGUCGGUGCGGAUGACGAAAGUCAGAGUACGGCUGGUGGCAGUCCUAAUGCUACGCUGAAGCAGCAGGGCAGCGUCGAAUCGUCGUCUGGUCACGCUAGUGGGUAUAUCCAUAAAGCGAACGUUCCUUCAUCGAUGCUCUGUAGCGGUGGUCCUGGGUUUAGUUCGGCACUUGCCAGCGGUGGCAGUGGCGUAGCAGCUGGUAGCCGCAUUCCCGGAGUACCAGGUACGCUGACGUUUACUCUCUCUCCACCGGACGAUACACCGUACUCGUUGUUUGUAAUGGGCGAGACGCAAUCGGACGAAUCCAAACCCGGUAUUCAGUGGCUACAUUCAGCGCCAGCCAUUGGACUGAACAAGAAAGUAAUAAUAGUGGAUGCGUCACAGAUUUAUGAUUGCUUAGACCUCGGUCGUCGAAUCGAUGUAACCUGGCCAUGUGAACAAUUUCGGUCCAGCGGAGGUCGCUCGUCGUGGAAGGAAUGGAGCCCACAGGAGGGUAUGGUGGGCAACGUCGUCCACUAUUGGCAACCAAACCAUCCGGAUCAUCAUUUUCGUUCGAACGUGAAUCGCACCAUCCUGCUAGUGAAGAUUGGCGAUCGGCACGUACCGAUCGGUGAAAAGGGCAUAAAGGAGUACAAUACGAUUGGGUUGGUCGGACCGGAUGCACUCCCAAUCGUCGUUAAGGCUGAUGAAUCCGGCAGCGUAACGCCGGCACGCCAGCAUUCCCUAGAUAAUACGGGCAGUGGAGACACUUCUGUUGCAGCUUCAACGGAAUUACCGACGACUGUGCCGAACGAGCGCACCUCCAGUGGACAGAGCGAGGUGCAACUGAAUCAGUGUGAGGCACAAGUUACUUCCACCUCAUGUGAACCAACGCAUCAGAGUGUUGUUGAAACUCAACCAAAGGGAGAUUUAGAAAGUAUGGAACAGCAGGAUGCAUCUUCAUCAGUGGAUGCAUCGCCUACGAAACAUUAACGGCACUGCAAACAGACUAAUAACACACAUGCAUCGCCCGUUGCAUCGCGUCCUCGAAACACAUCACAUAAGGAUUUACUAUGCAACUUCUACUAUCAGCAUGACAGUCUGUUGGUGUUGGUAAGUUGUGCAACAAGCUUCAAGUUAUAAUGUAAAAAGCUCUAUUUUCAUCAUCGCCUUAUUCAUGUUAUAGUUGAAUUGUAACGAACCGUGGUUUUGGAUCGAAACACGUUUCGUCUGGUGGGAUUUUCAUUGCCAAAAAAAGACGACCAGUUGUAAUAGUGUUACUUGUAUUUGGAACACUACAGAACGCAGUCAUUUAGGUACUGGUCCGGGUGUAGUAGCGAAAAGUGUCAUUUGAUGCGGGCAGUAUCUGUUAGAUAGUGUAGUCUUGGAGAAACAGUAACGAUGGAUGAGGAUUGAACGAUUGUUGAUAAGAAUAACUCUUCACGAUAAGCUUGUGAGAAUUAGGUUCCUACCUAAACGUAAACCGUUACAUAUGCAAAACCGACAUCGAGUGAGUCAAAGUUGUGUGCAGCGUUUUUUUUUGUUAUCCGCCGUUUCAGCUGAACAGUUUUCAGUAUUGCUGCUGCGCUUUAGCUACAAAAUUGUAUUAUGUUGUCAUUGUGAAUCCUUCACAACCUAUCACUUGUUUUUAUGCAAUAUCAGUGUUUUUUUUAUUUGUCAUUACGUUAACUAUCUUUGAAACGUACAGCAGUAGUUUCAAAACGAAAAAUAUUCUAAUCAAUCCGGCGUAUUACAAGCGUCACCAGUAGUUGUUGCAGGCAAUCUAACAGUGGUUAGUUUCUUUUUUUGUGGUAAACUUUUAAACUUUUAGCAAGUUUUGUAUUGAACAACACUUUGCUUCGCCACGAUGCAAAGGUUUUAAUCGACUUUUCUUUUAUUAGCUAGCAAAAAAUAAUAAAGCAAAAAAAUCGGAAAGCGCAGGGAAGAAGGUAGACUCGUGUUGAAUGGCAUCGUAUUAAGUAUGAACCGAUACACAUCCGUUGCGAUAAAUGGAUGCGUGCGAUCAGAGCGCGAUCAAGGUAAAUUCCCUUUCAAUCCCCUAAAAUGAAAUCGAAAACAAAUAAAAACAACAAACAGACAAACUACAAGGGAUCGCGAUGAAAUGUGAUAAUUAACGUUUAAGUGAAGAAGAAAUCAUAUAUCGUGUAACAUAGAUUAAAAGAUGGAUCGCUUGCCUCUAUUACGCUUUAGGAAUGGUUUUAAGGAUUGUAUAAUAAACCCCUCUAGAUAGGACCAGGAAUACAUAAAAAAUAGGAAGAAGUGAAACAAGGAUUUAAAUAGAAAAACGAAAAGAAACAUGGAACUAACCAACAAUGCUAUAUCGACACGUUUACUCGUUAUAUCGAAAAAUCGUUGAAUUAUUACGUAGAUCACGAAACUAAUGUUUACACAACCAUCCUAAAAGCAAGACAGUAAGCAAAAAGGCAUUCUCUGGAAUCAUUGUGUGACGAGUAUGUAAGAUACGAUUCUUGGCUGCAUGUGAAAGCGGUCAGCGUCACGCAGUGAAAUGGAGGCUUCAACUGAAGAAUGCUUACAAUCCUAAUUUACAAUACCCCCACGUUCGUUCGGUGAAUUGAGGAAGAUUGUUUUUAGGGUAGUUUGCCUAGUUAGUUAAUUACUUUACACCGGUUCAUCAAAGGUACGAUGGGUAUAGGGGAAGCACCGAAAAUGGAUGGUUAGUCGCGCGUAGAUUGUUAUCAACUAUCACAAGACCGGAGCCAGCUUCCGUCAGGGUGUUAUUAGUAUCAAACGCAUGGAGCGAGAUAGGGAAAGAAAGGAGAUAUAAUGUUGUUUUUACUGUCUGAUGUUGAUAUGUUCCAUACUAUUUCGCUUUUGUAUGUACAUAUCGGUUUAAUUAGGAAGGAAAUGAAUUGGAAAAAGGGAUAUGGGCGAAAAAGAAAAAGAGAGAGAGCGAGAGUGAGUGGCAAGCUACAUCGAGAAAGCACACUUAUCGCAAAGAGACAUAUAACGAAACGCUCUUAUUAUACGACUACUAUCAAGCGAUCAUGAUAGUGUAGCAAACCAAACAAAAAAAAACCAUAAGAACGAGAAGUUGCAGAGCCUGAAUUUUGGUGAAGCGGUUAUUAUUUUGUUUUGUUUCUGUUACAAAUGUAAUCAAACUCGCUCUUGGAAAUCUAGAACGGAUUCACAAGUUUUGCCUUUUUUUAACAA
This is a messenger RNA of Anopheles moucheti, 11616 nucleotides long. It is a transcript of the gene pcx, whose product is annotated as protein pecanex. The coding region runs from base 1 to 9417 and encodes 3138 amino acids. The transcript has 10 exons. Gene Ontology annotation, cellular component: membrane; endoplasmic reticulum. The record is from RefSeq and is a predicted model, not a curated record. Gene Ontology annotation, biological process: endoplasmic reticulum organization. NCBI's taxonomy places the organism in Eukaryota, Metazoa, Arthropoda, Insecta, Diptera, Culicidae.